UCUUGUUUGUUGUAGUCAUUAGCCUAUCCCGCACUAUUCAAAGCCUUCCUAAACUCUGUUUAAAUUCAUGAAAUGCUGUAACUAGAAGAUUCAAUCCUGCAUUUGAAAGUUUUAAGAUGGAACUACUACUCAUCACAAAAAGAGGGCGUCAAAAUCCAAAUAUUAAGCAAAUGAGAAUAAUAGUGUGAUACACAAACACUUAAUCUUGUUCUAGUUUUCAGAUUUGUUCAACUUCCAAAGAGUACUUGCACAAACAGUACCUUGAAUCUCUGUCAUCAUAAUCAAAAUUUUAGUUUUGGUGCCGAAAGAUGGCCAAAUACUUGUGGAUAUAGAAAGCCUGUAUUCACAAGGAAUUUUCGAUGUGGUAUGUUACAUUCCUGUUUCAUGGUUAUUAGAAAUGCUUCUCGGUAAAUGAAAAAUGUACUUGAUCAGUUUCUAUUGGGCAUGAGAUUGCUCGUUUUAAUUUCAAAAACCAAGUGGUCAUUUGAAAUUCGCAGAGUCGGUCUCAUAAAUGUUGUUAGAUCUACUACUUGUGAUUGCUUUGCUGGUGAUCCUCUUUAAUUUAGGUGACAAAUUGAGUUCUUGUAGGUCAAAGUAAAUCCUAUUCAUGAUUUAAAAGAGGGUGUGCUUUUUUAUCCCAAAUUAUUGAAUCAAGCAAUUUCCAGUCUGUUGACGGACACAUGAGCCUACAUGUUAUAUCUCAAUUUAUCACAAAUUUCAGAGCUUGUGGUACAAUAGUGUUAUGAAGUUUCUUCCAUUUUGCACAAUUUGCAAUGUAGGAAGUUUCUCUAAUAAGUAGGGUCAUCUUGUUAUGUUCAUACAUUCUAUUGCCCGUCUUUCAAAUGAUUCACCAUGCCUUUUGCAGCAAUGGCAAACAAAAUUCUUUAGUAAUUCAUUCUUGCAAUGCAAGGAAAGAACGAAAAUUAGAACCAGCCUGAUGCCGUACAUGAAAAUGUUUUCCUUUCCUGUUGAGUAAGGGGCAAACUGCUCUGAUGCCCUCUAUUCUAUCUUGCUCUUUUUUUUUUCUUUUGGUUUCCCAGCUGAUAUUCAGUAUUCAUUUUGGGGCCUAAUUAAUCUGGAUUCGCUCUAGGAAAUGGGAUCAAGCCCGAGAUCUUUGAUUAAUGAUGGAGGUGCACUGAGGACAACAUAGUUCUCCGUUGCAAAAUUGGAAAAAAAUACCAUGUGCCAAUACAGGAGCUUUAUUAGUGCUAAUAGUUCCAAAAUUAUGGUAGUAAAAAAUUAUUAGAUGGUUACAAAUGACAGGUGCAUUGCAAGAUAAUCAAAUGAGGAUUCAAACUGCAUUCACUACCCAUCUUUAUGACUUGCCGUGAUUUCCAGGGGAUUCAAUUAUCAAUUGAAAAUGAUAACAUUUGAAUUGCCUUAAUUUAUAAUCACAAUGUUAGUACUAUAAAUACCAUAGCAACUCUAAACAAUUCAUCCACAACAUUCUAACAGAGACAUACAGUAGAAUCAACAAAAAGUUCAAAUGGCUUUGACAAUCAAUUGGAAAUCUGCCUUUUUAGCUCUAGCUGUGUUAACAAUGUGGACUACUGAAGCCACAUCUCGUGAGUUGAACGAAGCCUCGAUGGUCCAGAAACACGACAAGUGGAUGGCUCGCUUUGGACGUGUGUACAGAGAUGAUGCAGAGAAGGCAAAAAGGUUCAAUAUAUUCAAGGACAAUGUUGAUUACAUCGAGUCAAUCAACAAGGCUGGAAUGAGACCUUAUAAGUUGAGCAUCAAUGGAUUUGCAGAUUUGACCAAUGAGGAAUUCAGAGCCACUCACAACGGAUACAAACCGUCUUCUCAUCAGAAGUCAUCAAUAACCGUAUCAUUCAGGUACGAAAAUGUGACUGCUCCAGCUACCAUGGAUUGGAGAAAGAAGGGUGCUGUUACUGGAGUUAAGGAUCAAGGGCAAUGCGGAUGUUGCUGGGCAUUUUCUGCUGUUGCUGCUACUGAAGGGAUCAACGAGAUCAAAACUGGUAAGUUGAUCUCCUUGUCUGAGCAAGAACUCGUGGACUGCGACACAAGUUCAGAUAUGGGAUGUGAGGGAGGUCUUAUGGAUGAUGCUUUUAAGUUCAUCAUCAAGAAUCACGGGCUUACUACUGAAUCUAAUUAUCCGUACGAGGGAACGGAUGGCACUUGCAAAACUGGAAAGAAAUCCAAUGACGCUGCUAAGAUUACUGGUUAUGAAGAUGUCCCAGCCAACAGUGAAUCUUCUCUGUUGAGUGCUGUUGCUAACCAACCUGUAUCAGUUGCCAUUGAUGCUAGUGGAUCAGAUUUCCAAUUCUAUUCUAGUGGUGUUUUCACUGGAGAAUGUGGAACAGAGUUAGAUCACGGUGUUACAGCAAUUGGAUAUGGAAUAACUAGUGAUGGGACAAAGUAUUGGUUAGUCAAAAACUCGUGGGGAACCAGCUGGGGCGAGAACGGUUACAUUAGAAUGCAAAGAGGCAUUGAUGCUAAGGAAGGAGUUUGCGGUAUUGCUAUGCAAGCUUCUUAUCCAACUGCUUAAUUAAAUAGCUGAAAAGCUUGAUAGAAAGUUGCUAUUGAUUCAUCUUUAAACACUACUGUAAAUAUGUAAUUCACCUUGUUCAUACAUAUGUGGUGUGUAUAUGUUACCAACUCGUUGUAUGUAAAUUCUAAGUGCUAAACAAAAGUUUGCAUCUGAAAAAGUUUCAGCAUUCAGCUAUGAACACA
Molecule: messenger RNA, 2694 nt
Organism: Solanum pennellii
Lineage: Eukaryota; Viridiplantae; Streptophyta; Magnoliopsida; Solanales; Solanaceae
Product: senescence-specific cysteine protease SAG39-like
Exons: 2
Coding region: 1487-2509 (340 amino acids)
Cellular component (GO): lysosome
Molecular function (GO): cysteine-type endopeptidase activity
Source: RefSeq, a predicted model, not a curated record